UUUUUUCGGUUAGAUACAGUACGUGGAAAGAGUGUCGUUGAAGAGGUACACUAUGAUUGGAAAGACCCUAGUACUCGCAGCUACGCUAGCCGUAGCAGCUGCAGCGCCUGUCUACGGUCCCGUCUCCUACGGCCCACACCUCUCGUAUGGAUAUGCAGCCAAAGCCAUCCAACCCCUGCACACAGUCACCCUAGCCAAGCCAAUCGUAGCGGCAGCCCCACUCAUUCACCAUGCCCCGGUGAUCGCUCAUGCUGCUCCCCUGGUCAAGCACGUCGAAGCCUACGAUCCAAACCCACACUACAGCUUCAGCUACGGAGUGGCUGAUCCCCACACCGGAGACUCCAAGCACGCUGAGGAACACCUUGCCAACGGAGUGGUGCACGGAAGCUACUCUCUGACGGAGCCGGACGGUACCAUCCGUAAGGUUACCUACACCGCUGAUAAGAUCCACGGAUUCAACGCGGUCGUUGAGAAGUCUGGCCACGCCGUCCAUGCGGCACCCGUCUUCAAGAAGGUCGUGGCUCCAAUCGUGCAUGCGGCCCCAAUUGUGCACUACCACCAUUAACCGUUGCCGCCGGCAAACCGAAACUGACUUUAAAUACAGCUUGUAUGAUACGUUUUUUUUUGUUUAGUAUGUAAGAGUAGCGAAUAAGUAAAUAAAUGGACGCAGUAUGUCGCCGUUGACGCGAUACUAGGUUUAAUCGAACAAAACCAAUAAAACUGGAUUGAAGUUCGACUGCAGACGUCGAAAAAGACUAUGCAGUUGCAUUUCUUGCAGUAAGCAAAUGA
Aedes albopictus (Asian tiger mosquito) is the source of this 789-nucleotide messenger RNA. RefSeq names its product cuticle protein 7 (gene Cpr64Ac). The transcript has 2 exons. The record is from RefSeq and is a predicted model, not a curated record. Bases 53 to 565 code for a protein of 170 amino acids. Gene Ontology annotation, cellular component: extracellular matrix. Lineage: Eukaryota; Metazoa; Arthropoda; Insecta; Diptera; Culicidae.